UAAAAGUAAAGAUGUACUAAAUUAAAAAAGAGUAUAAGUUUAGUCAUAUGGUGUCGCUAAAACACUACCUGGCAGAAGAAGAAGAAAAUAUUUUUUCCCACAAUCCUUUGCGUUCGGUAGACUGCUUACGUCAAUCCUGCGACGAAAUUUGAUGCUAAACAAGUCACUGACAUUUUGACAAAAUCACUAUGGAAACGGAACAACCAAAGAACGAGAGCGAUUCACAUACGCCUCCAACCUGUCAGUCAAAGAAGCCGAGCCAAGCUCUGUACGUGCCAAAGAAACGUCUCCAACCCUCUAAAGACAAACCUCAAGUUGAAGGGGAAUUAAAACCAAAGCCCAGGCCUCGCUACACGGACAAGGCUCGAAAGAACGCCAAGAACAAGAAGGACAAGGCAGGAGGAGCGGGGGAUAAACAGUCAUCCGUGGAAGCAGAUGGAGCUGAGAUGCAGAGUGAUCUCACCAACCCUCUUGUGGAGGAGAAGCAGCUCCAUGGUCCAGAUGUUGACACUAAUGGGUGUCUCAACUCAGAAAAUGUUGACACAGAUGUUUUGUCUCAGCAUGAAGAAAAGGGACAAGAUGAGAGUUGGGACACUUUAUUUAAUGAUGAUGGCGAUUGUCUCAGCCAUCGGCUGUCCGAAGAGCUAUCUUUAAGUGAAGAUGGAAAGACGAAGUCACUCCAGGAGGCCAGAUUUGACUAUUACAACAUGAACAGAUUUGAUGACGAUGAUGAUGACGACGACGACGACGACGACGAUGUGGACGACAAUGCGGAGGAGCUCUCUCACAUCAUCGAGAUCUACGAUUUUCCACCCGAGUUUAAAACAGAGGAUCUCCUCAAGUUAUUCCAGGCAUACCUACAGAAGGGCUUUGACAUCAAGUGGAUUGACGACACACGUGCACUUGGUGUCUUUGCAAGCCCCAUUGCAGCCCGUGACGCUUUAAGAACUAAACAUCCGCUGAUGAAGUUGCGACCACUUUCCAAAUCCUCUUCUGCGACAAAGGCCAAAGCACGCAGCUGCUCAGAAACUCUUCUGCCUGCUAAGGAGAGACCUCAGACCAGCGCCGCUCUGGCCCGCAGGCUUGUCAUCGGUGCCCUCGGUGUGAAGAGCACCCUGACAAAGGAGCAACGGGAGGCAGAGAGGAAGAAGCUCCAGGAAGCAAGAGAACAAAAGCGUCUGGCAGCCAAACAGAGGGAAGAUGCUUGGGAGGGAAGGUGAUUGGAGAGAAAACUCGCCUGCCUUGCUCCGUUUGACUCAUUUCAGGCCACGCCCACUUACUGCCCACACUUCCUUGACAUGCAGUCCCACCAUUUUCCAAACAUGCCAUAUCCUAUGUAUGUAACAAUGUAAAAUUUUCAAAGGUUGGUUCAUUUUGUGGAAUGGUUACCUGCAACACAAUACAGCACCCAUUUCCUGCUUUCCUUGACUCCUGGUACUGAGUCAUAUCGGAAUAUUGUAUACUGUAUAUCACAUUUUCAUUUGUUAAGGACAGGAACGGACAUGACGCAUAAAUGGUCUUUUGACAGUGUUUGUUUAUGAAGAAAUCGUUGCCAGUAGAUUUUAUUAAUUAAUUGUAAUGUUUGGUUUUGUGUGUGUGUGUGUGUGUGUGUAAACUAUCCGAGUGGUUCACAUUACUAUUAUAUUUAGGGUUUUUAUCCAGUCGUCUGGCUAGUCUGUCUCUAUACAUGUUUGCGCAGCAGUUCAAAUGCUAUAAAGCUACUUUUUUUAGUUUAAAAUGAGGGCGCACUGGUAGUAAUUUCAUGUACAUAAUUUUCUCUGUAGUGUGGAGCCUCCCAUUGACCCUUGCAGUCACUUAUUUUCUGCAACAUGAUUACCCAAACACUGGAUGACAGAACCCUGUAAAUAUAAUGAGGUGAAUUAAACUACGACCUCUGUUUUCCAUUA
Doryrhamphus excisus (bluestripe pipefish) is the source of this 1907-nucleotide messenger RNA. RefSeq names its product R3H domain and coiled-coil containing 1-like (gene r3hcc1l). NCBI's taxonomy places the organism in Eukaryota, Metazoa, Chordata, Actinopteri, Syngnathiformes, Syngnathidae. The record is from RefSeq and is a predicted model, not a curated record. Gene Ontology annotation, molecular function: nucleic acid binding.